Messenger RNA from Girardinichthys multiradiatus, 2132 nucleotides. It is a transcript of the gene aspscr1, whose product is annotated as ASPSCR1 tether for SLC2A4, UBX domain containing. Gene Ontology annotation, molecular function: protein binding. The transcript has 17 exons. Bases 59 to 1882 code for a protein of 607 amino acids. NCBI's taxonomy places the organism in Eukaryota, Metazoa, Chordata, Actinopteri, Cyprinodontiformes, Goodeidae. The record is from RefSeq and is a predicted model, not a curated record. Gene Ontology annotation, biological process: signal transduction.
GUUUGUAACGAGGACAAUAAAGUUGAUUCAAACAAACAGAGUGACGUCACUACAAACAAUGGCAGCCAGCGGUUCAGCUGUAACGGUUCUGACUCCGAAUGGGAGAAGGCAAACAGUCAAAGUGGCUCCAAAUACACCUUUAUUACAGGUGUUGGAAGAUGUUUGCAAAAAACACGGAUUUGACCCCAAUGAUCACGGCUUAAAGUUUCAGAGGACUGUUCUUGACCUGACGCUGCCAUGGAGGUUUGCCAACCUUCCCAACAAUGCCAAACUAGAAAUGGUGACGGGUUCAUGGAAACAAGGUGGAGCAGAUAGCCAGGUGCGGAUAGCGCUCCAGAUGGAGGAUGGCUCUCGGCUCCAGGGUUCCUUCUCCUCCGGACAGAACCUGUGGGAGCUGAUCGCACAUUUCCCUCAGAUCAGUGUGUCGGAGCUGUCCGAAUCUGGAGCCACUCCUGCGUGUGUUUACAUGAGAGACGAGGUGAGUGGAGAGGAAGCAUUAAAGAAAACCACUCUAAAGUCUCUGGGUCUCACAGGAGGAAGCGCCAUUGUCAGGUUUUUCCUCAAAAAGGACAAACCAGCAGGAGCGGAGGAUGAACCUGUUGCAAUGGCAUUCACACCUGUUGCGAAGGAAGUCACACCCAGCCCGUCACCUCAGUCUGAUCCUGCUCCAUCGAUUCCAGAGACUGGAACAGAAGUUGUGCCAACUAAUAACUCAAGUCCUCGUGAGCCAUUGGAAACCCCACCUGUGCCAACUCCAGUCCCGGCUGCAAGCUUUAUUACUGAAGAUGCUCCAAAGCAUCAGGAUGUGGUUCGACCCAAAGUCCUUCCCACGGGGAGUGAAACAGCAGUUGAGGAUGGAGAGGAAGCCGGACCAUCAGGAAUAAACUCUCACCCAUCUUCUUCCUCCUCCCCUGCUCCAGCAGAUCCUUUCAUUCCUUUUUCUGGUGGUGGUCAACGCCUCGGGGGUCUGGGUGGCGAGAGUGGACGCUCACUGUCUUCAUCAUCAUCCUCAUCUCUGUCGGCUCUGACCACAGCAGCAGAGUCGCCCAAAGCCAAGAAGGCCAAAUCAAGCCACAGUUCGAGCACUAAAUCUAAAGCUUCUUCCAACUUGCAAGACCGGGAUGUGGACAACAGGGAAGAGUUUUUAGAGCCCAUGGAUAGAGAGCGUCUCAUCUACCACAUGGACUUGGUGUCCCGUCAGACUAAGGACCACGCUGACCUGCCUGACGAGUUCUUUGAAGUGACAGUGGAUGAUGUGCGUAAACGCUUUGCCCAGCUGAAAAGCGAGAGGAAGAUAUUAGAGGAGGCUCCACUUCUCACUAAAUCUUUGAGAGAAGCUCAGAUGAAGGAGAAGAUGGAGCGAUAUCCCAAAGUGGUCCUGAGGGUCCAGUUUCCAGACAGACAUGUUCUUCAGGGCUUCUUCAGGCCCCUUGAGACAGUUGGUGCAGUGAGACACUUUGUGAGAAGUCAUUUGGAGGAUCCUCAGAUCAGUUUCUACUUAUUCAUCACCCCUCCAAAAGUCAUUCUGAAAGACCCGUCGGCUUCGCUGAUAGAGGCCGACUUGUUUCCUGGUGCUCUCGUGUACUUCGGCUCAGACGUCAAAGCAGAGUUUUACAUGAAAAGAGAGCUGCUUGAGACCUCUGUUUCAGCCUUGCAAGCCAAUGAGUCCAUUGCAAGCUGCAUGCUCCAGUCCCCAGAGAUCUGCUCCGGUUCAGUGGCCUUCGAGGAGUCUCCCCCGUCGCCAUCAGAAGCAGGAAUGGACACUGACCCUAAGUCUGUGCAGGAAGAGUCAGAAUCAUAUACACGUUCACAGGGUGGUAAACCAACCAGAUCUGACCCAGGCAAGGUGCCCAAGUGGCUCAAACUGCCAGGUAAGAAAUAGGACGUCAGCUGCGUGUUGAAGGGAGGAAUCAGAGCUGCAUCCAGACCUUUUCUACGCUUCCACAGAGGUGCUGAUCCACCAGAACUCACCUGCUGAUCCACCAGAACUCACCUGCUCCCAGCUGGCUUUUAAAAUACACAUGAAUGGUUGAAAUGAUAGAUUUGAAGAUGAUUGCCGUGUUUCUUUCCAGUCAUGUUCCUGGGAUGAGCAGAAAAGGGCAGAUGAUUGAAUAAAGAUUCUUGUACUAAGA